Messenger RNA from Asparagus officinalis (garden asparagus), 1582 nucleotides. RefSeq lists its product as uncharacterized. Lineage: Eukaryota; Viridiplantae; Streptophyta; Magnoliopsida; Asparagales; Asparagaceae. The transcript has 7 exons. The record is from RefSeq and is a predicted model, not a curated record. The coding region runs from base 148 to 1371 and encodes 407 amino acids.
AGCCAGGGCAAGGAAAAGGCGUGGCAAACUAGCAAUGGUAGCGCAGCGUACGAUAGCGGAAACCAGAGAGCGAGCUGAAAUCCACUAAAAUGCGCUGAAUCGUCCCCGUGAUCUGGGGAUCUCUCGAAGCUCGAAAACCCUAGUUUUAUGUGGAUGAUGUGGGGAGAAGGGGGGAGAUUCUAUUGGGGGACGAGCGAGAAGGAGAGGAGAGAGAGGGAAUCCAAUGGCGUCGUGGUAAUUUUUGCGUGGUUGUCGAGCCAAGAGAGGAACUUGAAGCCCUUCAUUGAUCUCUACUCGUCUCUUGGAUGGAUCUCUUUUGUUUGCCAUUCUGAUUUCCUCACUCUUUUUUUCCCAGACAAAGCCGCAUCACUUGCCUGCGGCGUUCUUAAUGAGAUUGUUAAGGAAGUAAAGAUUAGAUCUUUGCCAAUUGUAUUUGCAUCUUUUUCUGGGGGACCCAAGGGCUGUUUAUACAAGGUUCUUCAGCUGAUGGAGGGGAAAUGCCAAGGACAACCAAGUCUGGAUGAGUAUCUGCUGGUGAGAGACUGUGCGUGUGGACAACUGUUUGAUUCCAGUCCUGUAGACUUUACCAGUGACUUGGGCACUCGAUUUGUCCUUCAUCCAAGCGUACUUAAAAUGUCUCAACCACCAAGAGUAGUAUCAUGGAUGGCAAAAGCUUUUGCCUCUGGGCUGGACACACUAUUCAUAAGCAGAUUUGAGGCGCAACGUGCUGAGUACUGGGAAACUCUACUCUCAUCAGUUAAUGUGGGUCCAAUACUCAUACUUUGUUCAGAAGACGAUCAACUUGCUCCAUACCCAGUUGUCUCUAAUUUUGCUCAAAAUCUGCAAGAACUCGGUGGUGAUGUUAGACUAUUGAAAUGGAAAAGUUCCCCUCAUGUAGGUCAUUACAAGCAUUACCCAGCUGAAUACAAAGCUGCGGUAACUGAGCUCCUUGCGAAGGCAACACUUCACUAUCAACAGAAGAAAAAACAUUCACCAAUAGACCAAACAUCAGGGAUGGCUGGUUCUUCCCGCAAAAUAUCUGAAUCUGUUUGUUGUCUCCAUAAAGCAGCAGAUUCUUCGAACAACAGCCUCAGACGAGUAGCCAUCGAUCCUAGUGACCAUUUCUUCCUACCGAGCUCCACAGAGUAUCACGAAACUAAAGAAGGGGGUUCUCUGGUCAACGAGCAAAGGGGAGGGUCAUUUCAGAUGCAGGGCCCGCCAACUGUCAACGCGAAUGGAGUUUUAGGUAAAAUCCUUUUCGAUGUUUGUGUUCCUAAGAAUAUAGAAGGGUGGGAUAUAAAGCCGGUUGCUUCCUCUCACCGCAAUGGUCCUUUCAAUCCUAUUAAAUGCUUAAGACGGUCGAGAUUGUAGGAUUGCAGUAGCUUUUAAGUGUUGUGAUUUGAGCUUGUGGAGAGGACUUCAAUUGACAGGUCAGUGUGUAAUGGCCUAGGUAGGAGCCUGUACUGCUUCCUCCCUCGUGCAAAUGUACAGAAAUACUGAGUUUUGCGGUGUUUUGGCAUGAAAUUGUCUCGGGCAGUGUUGAACCAAAUCAUAGAAUUUGAUCAUCUCUUCUUUAUAUUAA